Messenger RNA from Vidua chalybeata, 998 nucleotides. RefSeq names its product DPY30 domain containing 1 (gene DYDC1). The record is from RefSeq and is a predicted model, not a curated record. Lineage: Eukaryota; Metazoa; Chordata; Aves; Passeriformes; Viduidae. The transcript has 6 exons. Gene Ontology annotation, cellular component: Set1C/COMPASS complex. The coding region runs from base 7 to 486 and encodes 159 amino acids.
AUUUGGAUGGAGUCUCAGUACCUGAAGCAAUGCCUGGGAAGUUGUUUGAAGAAAGGACUGGCAGAGGUUGUAGAGCAUCGGCCAGCAGAUCCAAUAGAGUAUCUUGCACACUGGAUUUACAAUUACAGAAGAAACUUAGAUGAAGAAAAAAAGAGAAUGCUGGAGAGAGCUGAGCUGGAGCAAGAACGGGAGGCAGCCUUAGCAGAACUGGAAAGGUUAAAAAUCCAGGAAGAAGAGCAGCGGAAACUUGAAGAACAACGUCAGGCGCAGUUGGAGAAAGAACUUGCAGAGUUGGAAGCACAGAAAAGAGAAGCUGAAAUGCAGUUGCAGCAGGAAGAUCAAGAGGAAAAUGAAGAGACAGUAGCUGAAGUUACAGAUAGACCUGGAACACCUACUUCACCCAAAGCUGAGGAGCCAGAUGAGAGUGAACCCAGUCAAACAAAUCUCCCAACAGUAGCAGAAGAAGAAGAAGAAGAAGAAAGUUAGAACUGACCUGAGAGCACAUUGUAGGUAGCAUGGCUGACUUGCAGGAAGAAAACUGCAGCUGAAGUGAAAGCAGCAAAUAUAUUUUCUACUUAUUGCACAUUGAAGUAACCAUAAUAAAUAAAAGUAUAACUAAAGUGUCAAUAUGAUUUGAGGAUAGAUGCUACAAUAUGAUAAUUUGAAUCAAUAUUAAAAUAAUAAAAUAUUACUGAACAUUAUUUUCCAAGAAUUUGAAUGGUUUCUGACAGAAAAAGGGAAUGCUCUGCAAAUUAAAAGAUGGAGAGAGUAUUCUGGACUUGGUGCAAAAAUCCAAUCAGAUUUCCCAAAUAUAUUUGAAAGAGGUAAAUUUAACUCUGACUCAGUAUAUACUAGAAGAUCUUGUCUCCUAGAAGUCAUGAAGGGAUCUUUGUAACAUGACGUGUUUGCUUUAGGCUUUAUUAUUGGAUAAAUAUAUUUAUUAUUAGAACCUUUUUUGGGUAUUGUGUGGUACUAGGUAAGCUGAAAAUGUCUGCAAA